GUCUGUUUUAUGUGUUUGCCCUUUGGUGUAGUAUAGCCUUUGAUGCCCGGUGCCAUUAAAGUCACCUGAAAACAGGUGAUUUAAGCGGAGAAAUGCAGAAAUUACACCGGGGAACUGCACUUUAUGUAAAUAAAGGAACCCCUCGAGCGUCAGGAAGAAGAAUCCUCUUCACAGGACCAGACGGUAUUGGGGAUUAUAGGGCAAGACGGACCGACUUCCCCCGCAACAUCGGAAUCGGCCCCUUAUCUCCACAGGCCACCGGUGACUUAAAUUACCUCUAUCGGGCUGCGCCUCACACGCCUCCGCCCCUGCCGAAGCAUGGUUACACUGGCGGAGUGGGAUGGGGUGUAGGGUAUGGCUUCGCCCUGAACAGCGGGAAUCUACUCAGCAACAGACAGAUAAAGCUUGCUGAGUUUCGCUCAGCCUUGGAGGAUAGGAUAACCCACAGAUAUCAAUACCCAUGGCAAGCGCCACCAAGCUUUUUGGACAGGCAGCAGGCUGGGGCCCGUGGGAGGCUUGCAUGGAACCUGAGUGACUAUGAUACAUACAGUCAGGACAACAACAAGGCAUUCCUUCUGAGCAAGAGGCAUGUGACUCAGAGGAAGACUAAGGAAAUGCACCUGAUCGACAGCACACUCCCACCAAUAGCAAGAACCAAGGCUUAGCAAAAGCAUCUGUUCCAUCACAACAGGACUGUGUUUGACAUCUACACAGUUUUGUCAUUAAUAAAUAAUCAGGCUGAGUGGAAAAGGCUUCAAUAUCAGUGUUAUAGUAAUAACAUUGAGGAAUAAAUAUAGUAAUGUUGCAUUCCUCUGCUCUGAUAAGAAAAACAGACCAGACCACUGCCAAAAAAAAACAGACCACUGCAGUGGUUGGUGUUUAAAAGGAUUGGUGUUGGCAGAUUGCUAUGCCACCCAAAAUAUCCACAGGUGACCCACCAAUGACACUGAUCCAUGUCAAAACUCCUGCAAUAUGCUGUGAGGAUGGUUAACCCACUGAUAAUUUGUUUCUAAAUAAUUUGUAAAUGAAUUUCUCAUAGUAUGGCUGGUGAGUGUGUUUCUCGAGUUUGGAGUUGUUUCAUUGAGUAUGUCAAAGAUAUUAUCAGGGUAGACUGAUUAGUGUCAGAGGAAGCCUGGUGUCCAGUCCUCUUAGGCGUGCCACAGCAGAUUCAGACAGAUGAUAGUAGCUGGAAAGUAGUCAUCUGGCGAGGGUCUAAAUGGGUCCUCAGUGCAUAUCAGUGGUCAGACACCUCUAAUAAUAACAGAUGAGGCCUCUCCAGCAAUUUUCAAUAUCCUCUGUUGAGCUAGAUACAAUGUGACCCCAUUUCACUAUUUGUCAUUAUCUUCCUGUCCUGCUGGUUUCCAGUUACAGUUUUUAGCAAGAACAUUGAUGAAAAUUUUUCCAGGAGGGUUACACUAAAUCUCUUUGUCUGGUCACCUAUAAAAUAUGUUGUAAGAAUUUUUAAAAAUUUCAACUAAUUGAUUGCCUUUUCCAA
Molecule: messenger RNA, 1495 nt
Organism: Electrophorus electricus (electric eel)
Lineage: Eukaryota; Metazoa; Chordata; Actinopteri; Gymnotiformes; Gymnotidae
Gene: spmip2
Product: sperm microtubule inner protein 2
Source: RefSeq, a predicted model, not a curated record